This is a messenger RNA of Fusarium graminearum PH-1, 1950 nucleotides long. RefSeq lists its product as uncharacterized. The record is from RefSeq and is a predicted model, not a curated record. The transcript is spliced from 2 exons. The coding region runs from base 21 to 1361 and encodes 446 amino acids. Lineage: Eukaryota; Fungi; Ascomycota; Sordariomycetes; Hypocreales; Nectriaceae.
ACCGACAGUCGACGGCACCCAUGAAGACAUCUGAGCAAAGGUUCGACACUGUAUCUUCUUCUUCCAUUGCCACAUACGAUUCGGUUUUGUCUGAGAUGGCACCCCUGUGCCGAGACUUGCCUGUAGGCGGCGAGGAUGUGGAAAUCGAAACCGAAGACGAGGAGGAGGAAGACGAGGAAAGUGGUGACGACGACGGCGAAGACGACGGAGAGGACGACCAGGAGGAGGCAGAUAAGGAUUUUAUUCUGUCAGAUCCGGAAUCACUUCAUAUUCCUCCAGUGCUGCCUCCUUACCGUGGCACCUCAAACGAACGCCCGUGUCGGCCGUCCACACCUCAGGACUUUGCCAAUCUAUUUCCUUCGCUGGAUCGACUUGCCGUACGUCAUGACGAUUGCACCUCGGAUGGCAACAUGAACCUUCGUGUCGAUACUGUUGUCCCCUUUGGGCAUACCCGGCGGACACUUGCGGUCCAGCUAUUCCAUCUCCGCAUGCACGACCUCGCUCGCCGAGAGUUCUCACUGCGCCGCUAUUGCCGUGACUCUGGACGAGAGGUCUGCAACUCCAAACGAGAAUAUGCCCCAGCACCUAUCAGUACUGUUGCUGCAGCACGACCCGCCCUUCAACGGUCAAUGAGCUCAGCCGUGCGCACAAUGACGACUCCUUUCCACCGACCAUCCUCUAGCAACUCUUCGAUUUUCAAACAUAACAAUGCAGCCAGCGCUUCGACACAUUCCGACAACGCUUCCGUCUGGUCCGGCUCACACCAAACCGAGAAAUCCGAUUCACAAGUUCCCAAGCCCAAGGCACGAAUGGUACCCACCAACCGUAUCAAGCUCGAGUUCAGCAACUAUGCCCGCGUAGACAUUGCGCGACGAGGUGGACGCACAAACAAGCGAUAUGAGUUUGAGUGGUGGGGUCACACAUACGCUUGGAAACGUGUCAUUGACAAGAACCUCAAUGUUGUCUCAUUUCACCUUGUCAGAGACGGCCAUGGCGCACCCGUUGCCCACAUCGUCCCCGAAAUGCGCAGUCCCAAUCAAGUUCUCGACGACGAAAUGGCUGGUGCCUGGGUUACUCCUUGCUACAUAUGGAUUAGCGACAGCAGCAUUAUUGAUGCCAUUACAGACGUGGCUGAUGUAAUUAUUUCCACUGGUCUCAUUUCCCUUGUCGACGACUGCAUCAAGGAGCGAUGGCAAGUAAAGAAGCCUUCGCAUCGUGCCAUUCGCAGGGAUAUUGAUGAUGUGAACCACUCCAACCCUCGGUCAUUCAUGCCCAGCUUCUUUCAACGUCGCCACUCAGAAGAGCACUCUUCGAGCCGUGGCUCGUUGAGGUUUGGCCGCAAGCCUAUUGCUGCAUACUAAUAUGCAAGCAACUUCCAAUAACUUCAAUCGAUCACUUUCCGGUAUUCUUUUUUGGAUAUUUUAAUCAGAUUCGUUGUUUUUGCUAUGGAACGCGAGAGCACAGUUCACUGCCAUCGACAAGAUGGCAUUCAUACUCAGUCUACUUGUUUUGUUUUAACAUUUGUAUUUCCCGUCAAGAACGGUCGUGUAUAUAUUCUACAUUUCAUUGUUUUCCUAUCUGCUUAUACUCUCCACAGAUUUGUAGGGCUGCGAGGUAUUGAACAAGCAUUUGCGGGAUACAGGAUUUAUCCCCAUGGUAUCAACAAGCAAGGCGCUUUGGAGUUUUGGGAUAGGGCCACGAGAGAAGGGAACCCUAGGAUUGAUGGCCUGGCUCGGCUUGGUACAUACCACCUGCAUCUUUUUUUUUAACACUGGAUUGGACUACGCCUCCGACCCCAGAUAUGAAAAUGGCUAUGGCUCGGAACGAAUUGAAUCAUUUAUGCAUUACUGGACCAUACACAGAGUAGUUGACUGCAGAUCAGGCUAAAGUGCACAUAAUGAUAUAUAAUCAUGAGCUGACACAAGCGCUGAAAAUGAUUAAUCCCCUAUG